Entamoeba invadens IP1 is the source of this 639-nucleotide messenger RNA. RefSeq lists its product as hypothetical. The transcript has 4 exons. Gene Ontology annotation, biological process: regulation of transcription by RNA polymerase II. Lineage: Eukaryota; Evosea; Mastigamoebida; Endamoebidae. Gene Ontology annotation, cellular component: Rpd3S complex. The record is from RefSeq and is a predicted model, not a curated record. The coding region runs from base 1 to 639 and encodes 212 amino acids.
AUGUCAGAACAAAGUGAGGAAGUCCAACCAAGGGUUAAGAGAAAUCAAGUGAAGAAUCACGAUUACUGCGAUUGCUGUCUGAAGAACUUUGGCAUCAUAUUGUACUGUGAUGGGUGCGAUUGUUCGUUUCAUUUACAGUGUGCGUGUCCUCCCAUAGCUCAAGAAAAAAUCCCUGCACAUGAGUGGUACUGUCGUGUGUGCUCAUACCGACUUCAACUGAACAAAUUGACGAUCCCCAAAACCGACCCUUUUUAUCAAAUUCAUUUGUACUUGACAACAGUGAACCCCGUUCAAUUUGAGGUGCCAAAGUACAUAAGCAAAUACACCGACUAUGAACCUCCAAAAAAGGUUUCUAAAUACAGUCGAGACGUUUGUGAGUAUUGCGACCAAAAAGGCGUCCAUGUUAAAUGUGCUUUCCCAGGCUGUAACAGAGCUUUCCAUUUACAAUGCCACGAUCCUCCUUUGUUUGCCAUCCCUAAAGUGUUUUAUUGUGACAUCCACACUCCUAAAGUCGAGAAAAAACUGAAACAUUUAAAGCCAACUUCUGUGGUUUUCUUGAAGAAGGAAAACCUCGACGACCCUUCGUUUUUGGCACCAGCGGCCCCUCUAUUGAAACUUCAAGACAAGUUUAAGAAAUGA